AUGGAUGGAAGAAAGAGUUUUGUUCUUUUCUUAAUCGCAUUUAUUGCGACAGGAACCGGCUUACCAGUGAUGACCAGGCAGAGUUUACUGGCACAGAACAAAUUCUGUUCAAACCUUCUCAACUUCAACAACUAUUUCUAUGCUUUGGAAGAAACAAAGAACUUAUCAGGCGUUCCUGCUGAUAUAAGUGUCCAUUGGAAGACAGGAAAUAUCUUCUUCACUCUCAUAAGCGACGAAAUGAAAAUGAAUUUACAAGUUUUACAUACUAGCGGAGAUUCUGAGACAAUAAAAGUAGCUGGACUUGGACAAUCAACCACUGUUGAUAACCUCAACGAUAUAGUUUACUUAGCUACUGAUAAUGGAGUUUAUAAAUAUAAAGACGAUGGAUCUAUUGAACUGUAUACGGCUUUAGGAGAAGAUGUUAUGUACAUAGCAGUUUCAAAUGACGGUUCAACUAUGUACGUUGCUACUUGGCCACAAAAUCGUGUGCACAAGAUAACCUCAGACGGUCAAAAACAGGAGACAUUCAGUGUAAUACCAAACGGACACGGCUUGACUAUAGAUACAAGAAAUAACAUCUAUUUCGUAGCAACAAAGACGACGUAUAUACUAAAGAACGGUUUCACGAUUCCUAUUAAAAUCAAAGGUUUGCCAAGUGAUAAGAUGACAGGUGUAUUCGUCAGUAGAUCAGAUGAAGUCUUCGGCAUGGACGAAAACAGUAACUUGUACCUAAUUGACCCAGAAAAUGCAAGCGCUAAACAUGUAGGUUCCUUCAACGUUAAUGGAGUGAACUCUUUCGCGAUGGAUUCAGCUGAUAACGUGCUCAUUGGUAUUAAAGGAUCUUUAUUGAAAUUCAAUGCUUACGAAAAAAGUCCCUGUUCUAAAUUUGAGGUUUACGAGUCUAAAACUAAACCAAUAUCUAUUAUUAGUGGAAAGCUCGUCCCCAAUCCAAUAAUUAAUUCUACCUCAGCACAACCAGAAGAGGCUCCACCACAGAAGGGAAAAAGACACUCGAAAAAAAAGAAACUCACGAAGAUAACCACAACUACCACCGAAGCAGAUGAAGAUGACGAAGAAGAAUAA
Hyposmocoma kahamanoa is the source of this 1083-nucleotide messenger RNA. RefSeq lists its product as uncharacterized. The transcript has 2 exons. Gene Ontology annotation, molecular function: protein binding. The coding region runs from base 1 to 1083 and encodes 360 amino acids. Lineage: Eukaryota; Metazoa; Arthropoda; Insecta; Lepidoptera; Cosmopterigidae. The record is from RefSeq and is a predicted model, not a curated record.